Cantharellus anzutake is the source of this 3081-nucleotide messenger RNA. RefSeq lists its product as uncharacterized. The transcript is spliced from 3 exons. The coding region runs from base 1 to 3081 and encodes 1026 amino acids. The record is from RefSeq and is a predicted model, not a curated record. Lineage: Eukaryota; Fungi; Basidiomycota; Agaricomycetes; Cantharellales; Hydnaceae.
AUGGACAGCAGUGCUGAAAGGCUUUGCAUGGCACAGAAGUUAGAUAUUCCCACAAACCAGUCACCUUACUAUGUCUAUCCCUUUGGCCUGCAUGCUGCUCAUCGUGUCCACUGGGAUCUCGAGAUUCAGAAUGACACUUUAUACCUUCGCUCUCGGAAGUGCCACAGGGUCGCACCUGGCAAUCAUUCAACUUGCCAUGAAUGCCGCAUGUUAGCAGAUUCCAAGCUAGUAAAGGGAAUUAGAAAGCAUAUUGAAAAUGGGACACCACAAACUGCAAACCAUCAUCUUUGGUCAUGGGGUACCCUCCGUCAGGCCUUGGUGAAGGCACAGAAGCAAUUGGCAAUGCAUCAGCUUCUGGCAUUCAAUGCCAAUGUGCAGUUAGGACGAAAGACACGGGCAAUUGAUGAGCAUAAACGCUUGCUCAUGAUUGUGUCAUCUGGGGAUGUCAAGCAGGCCGAUGCUGUGAUGCGAGUAGCAUUGAAGAGGAGGAUGGGUGUGCACAGAAUCAUGGAGCUCUUUAUGAAAGCGGCAAAGAAGGUGUACGCAGCUAGGUCCUUCACUGAGCAAGAAAUGGAACUGGGCUUACUGUUUCUUCGGCUGGGAGGCACCCGAUUGGCGAGCAUUGCACACAAUGCCCUUGGCACCCCUGCUGUCACCACACUUCAGCACAAUCGACCAACAGAGCCACUCCGCAUCUCAACCGGACUCCCAACUGCCCAUGAACUUCAUCAUAACCUCUCGGUCUCACAGGUUGCCAGGACCUUUGGGAGUGGGGAUCACAUCAAGCAGCAUAAUGACAUUCUUGGGGCUUACAUUCUCAUGUUUGAUGAGAUCAAGAUUGAAGAAGUUUCGCGGUAUGAUCCAUCCACCAAUAACAUUGUUGGGGUAUGCCGUGAGCAUAGUAGUGGGUUUGCACUUGAGUAUGUGAGUGCUGAUGAAGCCGAUCACCUAUUUGAAGGGGUCCGGGAUGGAGCGGUACACCUGGCAGUGGAGGCUACCAUUGGAGCCGUGGGCUCUUUGUCAUCAUCUGCAAGGAUAUAUGGUUCCCGUCCGAUUCUAAUUUCGCCCACAUGCAAGCGCAAGAACGCUAGCAGCCAUGCCAAAUUAAUUGAAGUUGUUAUCGAGGCAUGCAGGAACGACUUGAAGGGUCCACUGUACAGUCUUGCAUCUGAUGGUGAAUCGUGUCGAGGGGCCGCACUUGCCCAGAUCACACUGAAGGAACCCCUCUCCGAUACAUCCCCCAUCUAUCCCUUACUUUCCCCCCUUCCAUUAUUCAACCAUCUUGUUGGUAAACAUGACAUAACCUGUGAUAAGGACUAUAAGCAUCUCUUCAAGAGAUUACGCACACUCACCCUGCACCCAGUGGGUUUCAAUGUUUUUGACACAAUCAUCACUCCGCAAAUCCUCGAGAAACACCUUCGUCAAAAUGGGUUGUCAUUCACAACAAUCCGGGCUUUGCUGAACCCAGCUGAUAAACAAGAUGUACCGAAGGCUAUUGAGUUACUGAAGGCCAUCUGGGAGCUUCCCUUAAUUACCGAUGACAAGGAUCCAAUCAGGACAGCCCAGUGUUGUGCUCUCUACCUUUUUGGUCACGUUUGUUUCUUGUUUGUGCGACCCUAUAUCGACAUAACACUUAGUCUUUGGCAGCAACUUGAACAUCUCAGUGCUGCCGCACAUUUGCUCCUGGUCCUCUUCAGGGCAAAUCCAAAUAAGGGACGAUUUAUGCCAACACAACUCUAUGUUGACAUCCAGAUUGCCGUCAAGAAUGUUUUCUUUUGCAUAGCGAAAGAAAAAACUUACAAUCAAGAUGGGAAAUUCUAUAUCAUUCUCCUUGGAACAGAUCGCCUCGAGAUCGCAUUUGGUAUUUUACGCACAAUGAUUGGGAAUGAUGCAAAUGCUGAUACACUUCAGCUAUCAACCCGAUUGUUGCAUGUAACUGAAAUCCAAAACAUACUUGCUCACCAUCCGGAAUGGGACCGGAGUCCACAGCGUCUGAGGCUACCAUCCCUUCAAGAACUGGAAAAGGAAUCGCAGCGUAUUGACCAUAUCACACCAGCACUCUGGAAGGGGGACGUGAGCAUCAAAUAUGUACUCCCCCUGACAUGUUGGAUGAAUGGGCGUUCACUUGCUAUGACUGUUGACAGUAAAAUUGCUGGACAAAUCAACAACAUUGCUACUCACGGAGGGAUUGAUAUGCUCUCACCAUUUGGACACCUAAUCGUGAAACUCGAUAUAAAUCCAUCUGCUGCAAGCAAUGAUGAUCUUGAAAGGGAGGAUGAGGAUGAUGUCGGAGAUGCUACGGUCAUCUCGUCUUCAGGGUCAAGCACAGGCGCUCUGGACGUUGACAUUCUGGGGGACAUUACCGAUGACCAUACACGUAUUUCAUCCUACCUCUCAAUCUGUGACGAAAAAACUGGAGAAGAGAAGACAAUCCAUAAAGCACAGGCAUUGAAAGCCCUGUUACAGAGUAUUGUCCAUCAAAAAGGAUCCCUAGAUUGGCAGAAGCGAAUUGCUGGGCUCACCCGAUUUUCAGUUACACCUACCAGCGCAACAAGCGACGCUGAUGCUGAUGACAGCAGCUUCGGUGACACACUUUGCAUUGGGGAUCCGGCAGUGACCCUCAUCAUUGUUGAAAACACCCCAUUCCUGGCUGUGGUUCAGAUAUCUGCAUUGAAAAUCGAUGGGCAAGGAACUCAAGCCAUACCUUUGACAAUGCUCUCUGAACGCGUUGUUGAGGUCAGUUUCCACAUUCUCACACUGAAAAGCAAGACGACCUAUGAGGGCAACGAGGACUGGCCAUGGAAAGACUGGAAACUGGAAAUGGAGAGCAGUAAGAUGAAGGGAGCAUACCUUCAUCCCAUUAAUCCGACUAUCCAGCAAGAUGAUGUGGCUGGUCGUGCAACAUUUAUCUUCACAAAAACAGAACUUCAGGGGCUAGCGGCAUCACUGUUGAGCAUCUGUGGACUCCAAGGAAUGUCUGACCUACCAAAGGCAAAGGUAUCUCCUACAUUUCUUUACAGGAAUCCUGUUGGUAAGCCUGAGACGAUUCAGUCAGGGGUUGCGGAUGCUAAUAUCAGCUGA